UGUUGACAGGAGUCAAUGAGCCUCCCAGCUGAGCGACUGAGAGUGCUGGCCUGCCUGAACGACCUGAGACAGCAGCACGUGGACGUCAUGAAGGUUUUUAAUGAUCCAAUUCACGGGCACAUUGAAAUACAUCCACUUCUUGUUCGCAUCAUCGACACACCUCAGUUUCAGCGCCUCAGAUACAUUAAGCAGCUGGGUGGCACUUACUUUGUAUUUCCAGGAGCCUCUCACAACCGCUUUGAACACUCUAUAGGGGUGGGCUACCUAGCAGGAUGUCUGGUUCGUGCACUGAAGGAGAGACAGCCAGAACUGGAUAUAACCCAGCGCGACAUCCUCUGUGUAGAAAUUGCUGGCCUUUGUCAUGAUUUGGGUCAUGGGCCAUUUUCACAUAUGUUUGAUGGAAGAUUUAUUCCACUUACUCGUCCAGAUUUGAAGUGGAAGCAUGAAACUGCUUCUGUUGAAAUGUUUGAGCACCUGAUCACUUCCAAUAAGCUAGAAGAAGUCAUGAAAUCAUAUGGUCUUGUCCUGGAAGAAGAUAUGAACUUCAUCAAGGAACAAAUAGGAGGGCCUAUAGAUGAAACCGCUUGUGAGAAGUCGUGGCCCUAUCGUGGUCGACAAAAGGAGAAAAGUUUCCUGUAUGAGAUAGUAGCUAACAAAAAAAAUGGCAUUGACGUUGACAAGUGGGACUAUUUUGCAAGGGAUUGUCAUCACCUAGGAAUCCAGAAUAAUUUUGAUUAUAAGCGAUUACUUAAAUUCACUCGGGUCUGUGAAGUGAAAAACCAGAAGCAUAUCUGUACCCGUGACAAGGAAGUUGGAAAUUUGUAUGAUAUGUUCCACACACGGAAUUGCCUGCACCGGCGAGCAUACCAGCAUAAGAUUGGCAACAUCAUUGAAAUAAUGAUUACAGAAGCCUUUCAAAAAGCAGACAAUUUUUUAAAAAUUGAAGGCUCUGAAGGAAAACUGUACCAGAUUUCUACAGCAAUGGAAGACAUGGAAGCCUACACUAAGCUAACUGAUAAUAUCUACCUGGAAAUCCUGCAUUCAAGUUGUCCAGAACUGAAGGAGGCACGAGAAAUUUUGCAUAAAAUAGAACGACGUGAAUUAUACAAGUUUUUAGGAGAGACUCAACCUGAAACAAUGAGGGAAAUUGUAAAGAAUAAUUGCCUGGCGAAAAGCAUUGCAAAUUCCAAACCAGAAAAGGAUCCUCCAGAUGUGGAGCUAAAGGCUGAAGAUUUCAUAAUUGAUAUUAUCAAUAUAGAUUAUGGAAUGAAAGAACAGAAUCCCAUUGAUAAUGUUCUCUUCUAUUGCAAGGCUGAUCCUUCCAAGGCAGUCAAGAUCAGUAAAGAACAGGUUUCAAAGCUUUUACCCAUGACAUUUGCAGAGCAGAUUAUCCGAGUUUAUUGCAAGAAUCAGGAUCCAAAUAUUGUUUCAGCUGCAAAACAGUAUUUUAUUCAGUGGUGUAUAGAGAAUGAUUUCACCAAACCACAGGACAGUGAUGUGGUUGCCCCUCAUCUAACUCCAAUGAAGAAAAGCUGGAAUAACAGGAGAGAUGAUGAACAGAGGACAGCUUCGGAACCCAGCUGCAGACAAAGACUGCCUUUUGAUAAGUAACAUUUUUCCUUUUGACGCUAUUCAGUCUGCUUCUUCAGAAGAUGAGGAAACAUGAGCAGCAAUUCUUCUAAAAGCCAGUUGUAUGGACUUUAAGAAUUUAUGGAACAAUGCAGUAAUGGAUUCAUACAGUACAUUAUAUUUUAAUGUAGGUACUUAAAGUGCAUAUUCAAGAAAAAUUAACAACCUGUUACAGCAGAGCAAACUCAAUUCUCAUUUAUUUUUGAAUGUAUUGGCACUGUGUAGCAAGAUAAGGGUUGCAAUUCAUCAUUACUACAAGAAGUGCUGAAGACAUGUUACUGUUCCUCCUAGUCCUGAUCCCUUCUUAAGAUGAUUGUGGUAUUGCAUGAGCUAGCAGAAAAACUUCUGGUUCAGGUUUUUGGAUUUUAUUUUUUUUCUCCAGUACCUGAGGAAAAGAGGAGUAAGUAUGCUUCUGAAAUAUAGUGAGGUAACAGAACUUUGAAAUAACCGUAGAUGGCAUCUUCAAAAACAGCAAAACAAAUUUCAUUUAAAAAAAUGAGGGGAGAGGGGAAUCUUUAAUAACCAAAGAUUACUUUUCUGGUAUUCGAAAAGCUGACGAAGAUGCAAGCCUCUUUCUAUAAGUGACCACAAUUUUUAUUAAGUAACAAUGCAUUGCAGUGACAUGCAGCCUUUUUAUAGUGUAUUUUUGAUACACUGAAUGUUAUAUUUUUACUAUUACACCGAACUGCAAAAACUGCUCAAAACGUCCAUUUGUUUGGGUGCUUGUGGGAAAGCAGAGCUACCAGACGGGAGGACAUCGCACAGUUCUUGGCACGGUUGGUGAGUCCUGGCAGGAUGCUGCAAUGGCUCUGCUCUUCCGUGCACCAAGUGCACCUUUGUUUUGCAUCACACUGUACUAGGCUCUACAGGAAUUCUGCCACUUGUGUAUCUCUUCCCUGUUUCUCCUGGAUCUCCAGUUGCUGUUCCUGAGUAAUUUUUCUCUCCCUUGUAGAACUAUAAGAGUUCUUACAUUUUUCCCUUACUGGCAGUACUGAAGUGAGUGUUGCUAAAUGUCUGUCCAAUUCAAAAUUGAAUGAGGAAGACCUUUUUCCUCUCAUCUUUUACUCAGGUUUAAGAAGGCUGCUUUCAUUAAAUAAAACCUAAAAGCUUGAAAAAGCCUGCCCUAAAAACUGAAAAUGCAAAGCAAAGGGUGCAGUAAUGCUCAGCAAUUGGAAGGAGCUUUGGGUUUUUAUAUCUGAAAAGGGGAAGGAAAAGUUCAGCAUUCAGUUUUGACAGCCAGCCACGAGUAACUAGGUUAGUUUCUGAAAACUAACACAGCAGGAAGUCACUGUGACAGAAUGCAGAACUCUUCAUAUCUGAUUGUGUUUCCUUUGCCCAUUUUAUCACAGGAACUGAUAGCUGUAGGCAGAGGAAAGGAGAAUGAGUAUUCAUGAACUUACUUGGAUUUCAUUUGUUGAAAUAACCAGAAGUCGUUUUGCACUUGCUGCUUUCUUACAUACCUGUGCUCAUGUGUCUAAAGGUGAUGAAUGUGGUGCAAUCUCUGCUGUUCAUACCUUUAACAGUAUUUCAGGUCUGCAGGUGUGCCAGGUAACUAUUAGAAGAAUUUGUGACCUCUUUAAAAGCUUUGGAAGAACUUUUAUUGUACUUCAAGAAACAUCAUAGAGUGAAGGCCUUUAUCUGCAUAAAAUCAAGUACUGUUCAGAAUAAUGUAAUUUUGUUAUUAUUGCUUGGGUUUGUUUUGAAUCUGUUACAAAAGGUGCACUUUAUACUUGAGAAAUAUCUUUUGCUUAUGUUAAAGCAAAAAUUUGUACUUAAUGUUAAGUUCUGAGAGAGUGCAUUUCUUCUCAAGCAUGUUAAUCUGAGCCUCUCUGGACUAAGAAUAAAUUUAUAAACAAUGA
Messenger RNA from Athene cunicularia (burrowing owl), 3488 nucleotides. It is a transcript of the gene SAMHD1, whose product is annotated as SAM and HD domain containing deoxynucleoside triphosphate triphosphohydrolase 1. Gene Ontology annotation, biological process: dGTP catabolic process; defense response to virus; regulation of innate immune response. Bases 16 to 1611 code for a protein of 531 amino acids. Gene Ontology annotation, molecular function: dGTPase activity. The record is from RefSeq and is a predicted model, not a curated record. Gene Ontology annotation, cellular component: nucleus. Lineage: Eukaryota; Metazoa; Chordata; Aves; Strigiformes; Strigidae. The transcript has 15 exons.